This is a messenger RNA of Phytophthora sojae, 706 nucleotides long. RefSeq lists its product as hypothetical. The annotation marks the transcript as partial. NCBI's taxonomy places the organism in Eukaryota, Oomycota, Peronosporomycetes, Peronosporales, Peronosporaceae. The transcript is spliced from 7 exons. Gene Ontology annotation, biological process: uracil salvage. Gene Ontology annotation, molecular function: uracil phosphoribosyltransferase activity. The record is from RefSeq and is a predicted model, not a curated record.
AGAGCACAAGUGAUCCCCAGACCGAGGCAGCAAGAAGAUGAAGGUGGACACGCGCGUGGACAACAAGAAGUACGGGCUCGCGGAGGAGAGCAAGGUCUGGUGCGCGGUGCACCCGGUGCUGCGUCACAAGCUCACCAAGCUACGCGACGAGCGCACCGACAGCCGCGUUUUCCGCCACCUGCUGCGAGAGGUCACGUUCUACCUCGGGUAUGACGCGACGGAUGAUCUGGAGACCGUCCCGAAGAAGAUCAAGACGCCGAAGGGGGAGCACCAAGGGGCGGAGCUGUCCACGUCGGUGGCGCUCGUUCCGAUCCUCCGCGCAGGUCUUGGAAUGGUGGAGCCGAUGCUGGAUGUCUUGCCCAACGCCACUGUUCACCACAUCGGUAUGUACCGCAACAAGCAGUCGCUUCUGCCUGUACAGUACUACAACAAGCUGCCGAAGGAGUGCAAUGCCGACGUUGCCAUCGUCCUGGAGCCGGUCAUUGCCACAGCUGGUACGAUUCUCGCAACGCUGGCCGUCCUGAAGACGUGGGGCGUAGAGAAGAUCAAGAUCGUGAGCGCAAUCGCGUCGAAGCAGGGUCUGCAGGAGGUGUGCGCCAAGAACCCGGAUGUGGAGAUCUUCCUGGCAGCAAUCGAUGACGACCUGUCCGAGGAUGGCUACAUCCUGCCCGGUCUCGGCGACGCCGGUGACCGCGAGUUCCAGACG